Messenger RNA from Zingiber officinale, 1630 nucleotides. Its product is annotated as magnesium transporter MRS2-F-like. Gene Ontology annotation, molecular function: magnesium ion transmembrane transporter activity. The record is from RefSeq and is a predicted model, not a curated record. The transcript has 6 exons. Gene Ontology annotation, cellular component: membrane. Lineage: Eukaryota; Viridiplantae; Streptophyta; Magnoliopsida; Zingiberales; Zingiberaceae. Gene Ontology annotation, biological process: transmembrane transport; magnesium ion transport. The coding region runs from base 128 to 1450 and encodes 440 amino acids.
UUAGUUCGAGGCAUCGCCCCUUCCCCAGUUUCCCUCUCGCUGACGACCUCCAACUACUACUACGCCACCAUCGUCAUCGUUGCCCUAAUGUACCGCCACCAAACCCUACCUCUCUCUCACACCCCUCAUGGCGACGCGCCGAGCGAGGGGUCUUCUUUUCUCCCGCGUCGCCACCGCCAACGACACGCCGCUGACCGCAGUCGCCGGACGGAGGAACCCCAGCUCCAUCAGGGAGUGGAUGGUCAUCUCCGCCUCGGGAUGCUCGUAUCAGGAGGAGGCCGGAAAGCUCUCGAUCAUGCACCGCACGGGGAUCCCCGCGCGGGAUCUGAGGGUCUUGGACACGUUGCUGUCCUACCCCUCCACUAUACUCGGACGGGAGCGGGCCAUUGUGAUCAGUCUUGAGCAUAUCCGAGCGAUCAUUACAGCCACGGAGGUUCUCGUCCCCAAUUCCAAGGAUCCCUUAGUCGCCCCCUUUGUCCGAGAUCUCCAAUCUAGGAUUUUCACGUCGGCUAGUCCUCCUCAACUGGAUGUUGGCAUCUCAAGGUCUCCUUCAUAUCUGGAUACUGAUGGGUUGCAAAUGGAGAUUGCAAGGGAUGCUUCAAAAGGUUGUGUGACAUUGCAAAGGCUCAUGGCGAAUGAUGAUAUGAAAGAGAGCAGCCCUCAAUGCAAUAUGGAUGAAGCGAGAUAUUUAGGGACAAAAAUUUUGCCUUUUGAGUUCAGAGCACUCGAAGUAUGUCUUGUAUCUGCAUGCGAGUUUCUUGAAUUAGAGACUACUGAACUGGAGAAAGAGGCAUAUCCUGCUUCAGAUGAGCUGACUUCUAAACUAAGCACAUUGAACCUUGAGCGAGUCAGACAGAUAAAGAGUUGUUUAGUUGCACUAUCUGGACGUGUGCAGAAGGUAAGGGAUGAAAUUGAAUGCUUAUUGGACAAUGAGAUGGACAUUGCCGGAAUGUACUUGACAGAGAAGCUUCUCCAUCGGCCAGUUGGAGCAUCAGCAAGAUUCGGAAUGUGCAAUAACGUUGAACUGGAUGAUGAAAGAAAUGAACUCGAAUCUAAUGCUGGAAGCAGUAAUGGUGGUAUAGUAGGUUUCAAUCCUGACAUCCAUGAACUCGAAAUGCUUUUAGAGGCUUACUUUGUUCAGAUUGAUGGGACUCUACGUAAACUAUCCACGCUAAAGGAAUACAUGGAUGAUACGGAGGAUUACAUCAAAAUCAUGCUUGAUGACAAGCAGAACCAGCUGCUUCAGAUGGGAGUUAUGCUGACCACUGCAACCGUCGUGACAACUGCAGCCAUCGUUGUGACUGCUGUAUUCGGAAUGAAUAUACAUAUACCGCUCUACAAGUCUUCUCCCAUCAAAUUUUGGCAAACGCUGGGGAGUCUAAUAGGAGGUGGAGUAGUUUUGUAUAUAUUCUUCUUCUGGAGGGGAACCCAGAGUGGACUACUGCAGUGAUCACAAACACAAGCAAAUGCCCUUCCAUUAAUCUGGUCAGGCGAUUGCAAUUACUUCAGUGUUUCUAUGGGUAUUCAUAAUAAUCACGGGAUAUCAAACAUUGCCUUUAGCAUUUAGUGAUUGCCAUUGUUGAUGAAGCAUGAUAUAUGGCGUUAUGCUGUUUACUUGAUUGUAAUACUA